Molecule: messenger RNA, 4871 nt
Organism: Echinops telfairi (small Madagascar hedgehog)
Lineage: Eukaryota; Metazoa; Chordata; Mammalia; Afrosoricida; Tenrecidae
Gene: FAM120A
Product: family with sequence similarity 120A
Exons: 18
Coding region: 166-3294 (1042 amino acids)
Cellular component (GO): nucleus
Source: RefSeq, a predicted model, not a curated record
GUCCCCGUGGAGCUGCAGAAGCUGGCUCGAGGGAGCCUGGUGGGCGGCGGCCGGCAGCGGCCCCCGCAGACGCCGCUGCGCCUCCUCAUCGACGCCGACAACUGCCUGCACCGCCUCUACGGCGGCUUCUACACGGACUGGGUGAGCGGCGGCCAGUGGAACCACAUGCUCGGCUACCUGGCGGCGUUGGCCAAAGCUUGCUUCAACGGCAACAUCGAGCUGUUCGUCUUUUUCAACGGCGCCCUGGAGAAGGCCCGGCUGCACGAGUGGGUCAAGCGGCAGGGCAACGAGCGCCAGACGGCGCAGCAGAUCGUCAGCCAUGUCCAGAACAAGGGCACGCCGCCGCCCAAGGUCUGGUUCCUGCCGCCCGUCUGCAUGGCCCACUGCAUCCGCCUGGCCCUCAUCCGCUUCCACAUCAAGGUUGCACAGAGCAUUGAGGAUCAUCAUCAAGAAGUAAUUGGUUUCUGCAGAGAAAAUGGCUUCCACGGCUUGGUUGCAUAUGACUCUGAUUAUGCAUUGUGCAACAUCCCCUACUAUUUCAGUGCCCAUGCCCUAAAACUGAGCCGAAAUGGGAAAAGUCUCACAACAAGCCAAUAUCUGAUGCAUGAAGUUGCCAAGCAACUGGACCUGAACCCAAAUCGUUUUCCUAUUUUUGCUGCUCUGUUAGGUAAUCAUAUUCUACCUGAUGAAGAUUUGGCUUCUUUUCAUUGGAGUUUACUUGGUCCAGAGCAUCCACUAGCCUCACUUAAGGUACGGGCUCAUCAGCUAGUUUUACCACCCUGCGAUGUAGUGAUCAAGGCUGUUGCUGACUAUGUCCGUAAUAUCCAGGAUACUACUGAUUUUGAUGCUAUAGCAAAAGAUGUUUUUCAGCAUUCACAGUCUAGAACAGAUGACAAAGUUAUUCGAUUUAAGAGAGCAAUUGGAUAUUAUUCAGCGACUAGUAAGCCUAUGUCAUUUCAUCCACAUUUCUUAGCCAGACCAAAUCAAUUUGGAAUGCCUGGGAUAGUGCCACCAUAUGUUCCCCCUCAGAUGCUCAACAUUCCACAGACCUCUCUACAAGCAAAGCCUAUGGCCCCACAGAUGCCAAGCCCAGCUGGUGCUCCGGGUCAGGGUCCAUACCCAUAUAGCCUCUCUGAGCCGGCUCUCACUUUGGAAACAAGUGGAAAGAAUUUGGCUGAGCAGAACAACUAUAGUAACAUUCCUCAUGAAGGGAAACAUACUCCAUUGUAUGAACGAUCCUCUCCAAUAAAUCCAGCUCAAAGUGUCAGUCCUAACCAUGUGGAUUCUACUUACUUUCCUGGUUCAUCAACAUCAUCAUCCUCAGAUAAUGAUGAAGGCAAUGGAGGCACUAUGAACCAUAUCAGUGGGAACAAAAUUGGCUGGGAGAAGACAGGAAGCCACUCAGAACCUCAAGCACGUGGAGACCCAGGAGACCAAACAAAGGCAGAAGGUUCGUCCACUGCCUCUUCAGGCAGCCAGAUUGCUGAAGGAAAAGGAAGCCAAAUUGGCACUGUACAACCAAUUCCCUGCCUUCUGUCCAUGCCCACCAGGAACCACAUGGAUAUUACCACACCUCCAUUACCUCCUGUCGCACCUGAAGUAUUGAGAGUGGCAGAACACAGGCACAAGAAGGGACUAAUGUAUCCCUACAUCUUUCAUAUCCUAACAAAGGGUGAAAUCAAAAUUGCUGUUUCUAUUGAAGAUGAAGCCAACAAAGACCUGCCUCCUGCUGCCCUGCUCUAUAGGCCUGUUCGUCAGUAUGUUUACGGAGUCCUGUUUAGUUUGGCAGAAAACAGAAAGAAAACUGAGAGACUUGCUUUUAGAAAGAACAGACUUCCUCCAGAAUUUUCACCAGUGAUAAUUAAAGAAUGGGCAGCUUACAAAGGGAAGUCUCCUCAAACUCCUGAAUUGGUGGAAGCUCUUGCAUUUAGGGAAUGGACUUGCCCCAAUCUGAAAAGACUCUGGCUGGGAAAGGCAGUAGAGGAUAAGAACCGCAGGAUGCGAGCCUUCCUGGCCUGCAUGCGAUCUGACACACCAGCCAUGCUUAAUCCAGCAAAUGUACCCACCCACCUCAUGGUGCUCUGCUGUGUCUUACGAUAUAUGGUGCAGUGGCCGGGAGUGCGGAUAUUACGUCGCCAGGAACUGGAUGCCUUCCUGGCUCAGGCAUUAUCCCCCAAACUUUAUGAGCCUGAUCAGCUUCAGGAGCUGAAGAUUGAGAACCUAGAUUCCCGUGGAAUUCAGUUGUCGGCUCUGUUCAUGAGUGGAGUGGACAUGGCCCUGUUUGCAAAUGAUGCGUGCGGGCAGCCAAUCCCAUGGGAACACUGCUGUCCUUGGAUGUACUUUGAUGGCAAACUCUUCCAGUUCAAACUCCUUAAAGCCAGUCGGGAAAAGACUCCACUAAUUGACCUCUGUGAUGGUCAGGCUGAGCAAGCUGCCAAGGUUGAAAAAAUGCGUCAGAGCAUUUUAGAGGGGUUAAACUUCUCCCGUCAGAACCACCCACUUCCUUUCCCACCACCUCCUGCUCUGCCUUUCUACCCAGCUUCCAUGUAUCCUCGGCACUUUGGGCCUGUCCCGCCAUCUCAGGGCAGGGGCAGAGGAUUUGCAGGAGUCUGUGGCUUUGGAGGCCCUUACGGGGAAACUGUAGCAACAGGCGCUUACCGUGCCUUCCGGGUGGCGGCAGCAACGGGACAUUCCGGAGCCUUCUCGGGCAAUGAGAGCAGCAGGACUAGCAAGUUACAGGGCGGAGUCCAGCCUAUACCUUCUCAGGGAGGAAAAUUAGAAAUAGCUGGCACUGUGGUUGGCCACUGGGCUGGGAGCAGACGUGGCCGGGGAAGCCGAGGGCCUUUCCCCCUACAGGUAGUUUCUGUUGGAGGACCAGCAAGAGGACGUCCUAGAGGAGUUAUUUCUACCCCCGUGAUUAGAACAUUUGGAAGAGGUGGAAGAUACUAUGGGAGAGGUUACAAAAACCAGGGAACAAUUCAGGGUAAACCUCCUUAUGCUGCUUCAGCAGAAGAAGUGGCCAAAGAAUUUAAGUCAAAAUCAGUGGAGUUGAAGUCUCCUGCUGUGUCUUCAGAUGGGUCCCUGGCUGAAAAUGGAGUGAUGACUGAGGAGAAGCUGGCGUCCCAGAUGAAUGGGAGCGCAGGAGGUGUCAGGGCUUGCACCCAGUCUGAAAGUGCCUUGAAUAAUGACUCUAAAAUGUGCAAUACAAAUCCUCCCUUAAAUGCACUAAAUACAGACAGCGUCUGCCAUAAAGGUGAUACUCUUGAGGCAGCUGUCUUAAAUAAAGAAGAGUAAACUUAUUUUUUAUAGAGGGUGAAGGAUAUUGGAAGGGGUAAGGAUUUAGAAAUAUCUGGAAAGAAAGCCUACAGUUAUGUACAUUUUUUCCUUUCCGUAAGAGAAAAAUGAGGACUUUGGAAAUUCGGAUCCCUCUUUGAUAUCAGAGAUUUAAACAAUAAAUUUUUAGUUUUAACCAGUUGUAGUCAAAAUGCUACAAUAAAACAAAAAAGAAAGAAAGAAAAUGAAGAGCAUUUGACUCCCGCACUUAAAAUGAAGUACACAUAAAGUUUAAACUGGUUAUGACAAAAGCCUCUAGUGGUGUUUCUUGAACUAUAAAGAAAAAACAUUUUUUUGGCAGUCUUUUAAGUAUAUAUAGCUUAAACUCUAAUUUUUAGCAUUUGGCACCAUAUGUAUGCCAUUAUAUUUGAUUUUGCAUUACUGUUUCACAAUAAAGCUUUGUUUAAGGCUUUGAUUUUAUGAUUAUGGAAAAAAUAAGGCACAGCCACAGUUUUUCUUUCUUUCUUAAAUUUCAUCACUGUUGAUGUGGUUCUUUUGUGUUAAAAAAAGUGCAACUAUCAAAACUAAAAGAUAAUACAGUAAUAUUGCCGUUCUGCUGAUUUUAAAUAUACAGUACAUCAUACAUACUUUACAAGCAAGUUAAAUGGAGAUAAAGUUGAAAUCAGAAGAUGCAAAUGACCUUUCAAAAUCAACACAAUGUGUUCUGAAACUUUUUGUGACUAAAUACCAUGCAUCUGUGAUCAAUGAACUAUGUGGUUUUGAAUCGGAUGUAGACCAUUAGUACUACUACUUGAGCUAAACUUCUGCAUGGUUCAUAAUUUUAAAAGUGUGUAGUUAAUAUUAUGCAUGUUAUUGUCCUUUCUUCCAUUCUUACAAAUAUGUGCCCAUUUGCAAAACAAAAAGCUAAUAAUCAGUAAUAGUCCUAUACAAGAUGUUAACUAUGUUUAGUCAUUGACUGAUCUUGCUCUAACCUUACAAUUUUGUGAUUAUUGACCUCUGUUGCAUUUAUUCUAAAAAACCCCAAAAAUUAUCUAGCCGUUUUGAAUAUCAACAUUACCCUGGUGUAUUCACUGCUGUAUGCAUUAUUGUUCUUUGUUGCUGUUUUAUGCCUUCAUAUUAGCAAAAUAUGAAAUUCUGUGAAGGAAAAAAAAAACUUUGGUCUUUAAACACCCCUCCCCCUCUUCUGUAGCAAGAAACAAAUUGCUUGUUCUUGAGAACUUUCCCAUCAAGAAUUUAGUAGAAGCAAGUAUACUUAUAUCAUUUUGAUGUUUUUGUUAAUGUUUCCAAACAAUGUACUUUGAAAUCAGAAUCACUUAUUUGUUUUCAUAUAAUUAUCCUGAUGCUCUUCAUCACACAUUAGUGAUCAGAAAUGAGGUGUAAUUCCCCAAUCCCUACCCGCAAGAGCUAAAUAGGAAUUUACUGUAAGUUGAAGGGAGUUUUGCCCUAACUCAUGGAUUGUGCAAGAAUGAACUGCUGUUGGGUUUGAUUGAUUGUAGAUGGAUUGUGGUGUGGUGUAUUUGAAGGCUAUUGAAUGCAACUUACAAUGCUUAAUAAAAAUCUUUAUUCUUUUAGUAUAA